AUGACGCGCCCCAAGGGCAGACCCAGGAAAUGCGCGUAUUGCGAACGUGUAUUCACCAAAGAAGAACACUUGAAGCGGCAUGAGAGAAGUCGUGAGAAGCCUUUCAAGUGCUGUAACUGCGGUAGGAGCUAUGCUAGAAGUGACGUUCUAUUCCGGCACUCUCAAACACACUUCUCGACAAGCAACAACCGCGAAAGCAACAACGGCCAAAGCGAACAUGGACCUGGACGCCCAUCUUCAGAUAGUAUUCAGGUUGGCCAUGUCAAUGAACCAUGCCGCGAUGAUGAAAACGUUUCAAUCUUACUUCCAGAGCGACAAAUAAGUGGAUCUCUGAACCCAGCCGUUUCCGACGCCCAACACCGCAACUCCACAGCGUCACUUCAGCAUUUGUCGUCCACUCCAAGCUCCGCGAUGCCAUCGCCAACUACCGAAACUCAUGUAAAUGAUAUUCUGGGGCCACAAAAGCGACAAAGGCUUUCACCGCACUUUCAGCAUAUUCCAGAAAAUAGCCGAGGAAGUUCAAUGGCUCAACCCACUUGCACAAUCUCCGACAUGCUUCUACCGCAGCUCAACAUCGACCAAGUCUCGACCUUUACUGGGAUAGGGUCUAUAGAACUCAGCCAACAAGGUAUCCCUGGAAGUUUUGACAGCUCUAGCAUGUUUUCGUUCGGGAUGGGACAGAUGCCAGGUUUCGGUGACAUGCACUUUGCCUACGAUGCAAUAGAUGGCACCGACUUGAAUAAUUCUGGCUUCCCAUAUUCGAUACCAACCACGAGUACUACCUCAUGUAGCCAGGUAUCCAGAAGUGGUGGGCUCAUGACCAUAUCAGCCUGUCAGAUGCAGAAAGUACAACGAAUCUGGGCGAGACAGCGACCCAAGGUGCUUGAACCUAUCCAUAGUCGUUUAUGGGAUGCAGUGAUUGAGCAUGAUGCCGAUAAUAUUUUCACGAAGCCACAGCAGAGCAUCAACCUCAAAGACUAUCCACCAUCGGGACGCAAUAUGGAUCAAGCAUGUAGAAAUCGUCUAAUUCGGUACUGUGACAAUCUUGACGGAUCAUAUGGCACGUCAACAACUCCUGAUAAGGCUUUCGUGCCUUCUGUGGAUCUACUCGACUCAAGUUUGGACUUGUAUUUCCAAUUCUUCCAUCCGGUCUUGCCACUCAUACACAGGAGCACUUUUGAUGCUAGAGAUGCGCCGAGCUCGCUGUUGCUGGCAAUGUGUUUAAAGUUGUCACCCGCCUGCCUCCACGAUUUGAUGUCUCAUACACUGCUGAAGAGUGCAUUACCUGAUAUCCUCACCACCCUUGCUACUGCACUCAUCACAGCCUACUUAUCCUUGGGCUUUCGCGAUGAGAUUGAUAUACAUGAAUCAUACACAGUCUGUACACAGAUGCUUCGUACGGCUGAUGUACAAGGCCUCUUCAUAGCUGGAUAUGGUGACGAUCCGAUUCUCAAAGUGAGACAAGUGGCACAAAACCCAAACAAUCAUUGGAAGGCAUGGGCACGAGUUGAAUCUAUUAAACGCCUUACAUGCUGCCUUCUCUACUUGGAUAUGGCUUAUGCCCGGCUGAUGAGCACAUCCGGGGUUAUUGCAAUAGAGAAGGUCGAAAUAUACUUGCCGUGUGACGAUGCUCUCUUCGAAGAUGUAACGACAACCACGGCGUUUUUGCGCUCGGUGCAGCAAGGUGCACGUAUUACAAUGCCUCGAAUGAAUUCCCGGAGUUUUAGCGUCUUGUCACCGUCUGAGCUCAAUCGGAAUUCUACUCAGAUCCUCCUCCGUUCUCUCUACCUCAGGUUGAUAGCAGCCACAGCCAGACUUUCAGAAAGGAAUGGGCGGAGCGACCAUUUCCGGUCUAACAGCCUUGCUGAGAGCUUUUCAACGGAUGAGGAUUACAAGACCAUCAUUGCCGACGUUGUAUUUCUGCCAAAGGCGCAUGCCAGCUUCUUGAGUGAACGACAUCAGAACAAUGCGCUAGGCUGGCAUUAUUUGUGCAUUCUCUUGACAACGGACGUUAACCUUUUGGAAAUUGCGUGUGGCCGUGGUGGGUUGGAAGCUGCUGAGGACUCUCUAAUUCAUGUUUUCAGAUGGUCGCAGUCAGGUAGUGCUCGCAGGGCACUUCUCCAUGCGGCACAAGUAUUCAGCAUCUUGGAUUCGUGCCUCAUCCGCGAAUCAUACCUGACUCGGCCGGACUUGGUGCUAUUUGUCUCGGCACUGGUUAUAAGUCAAUACUUUCUAGUUACGAGCUUUAUGAAUGGUGGCUCUGGUGGACCUGUUUUUGAGCUGUUGCGCGACGUAGAUUGGAGUACCAUCGGGGACGAAGGGUUUGGGCGAGUCGCCGGGCAUCUGCCGCCAAUCACUGAACGCGAAACAAUAAAGUCAAACCCCGUCCUUGAGUUCAUAAACAAAGGUGGUUCUGUUUCGUUUGCGGGAGAAUUACAAGAGCUUGGGAGUGCGUCUGCUAAGAAGAUUGCCAGGAAGUUUGCUCAUCUCAUGGAUGGCUUUGGCAGAUGGGAUGGAUGUAGCUAUUCUCAACUCUUGAGAGUAAUGAGUGGGUUCACGCAUGAAUCUUAG
This is a messenger RNA of Fusarium proliferatum ET1, 2571 nucleotides long. RefSeq lists its product as uncharacterized. The transcript has 7 exons. Gene Ontology annotation, cellular component: chromatin. NCBI's taxonomy places the organism in Eukaryota, Fungi, Ascomycota, Sordariomycetes, Hypocreales, Nectriaceae. Gene Ontology annotation, biological process: regulation of transcription by RNA polymerase II. The record is from RefSeq and is a predicted model, not a curated record. Gene Ontology annotation, molecular function: RNA polymerase II cis-regulatory region sequence-specific DNA binding; DNA-binding transcription factor activity, RNA polymerase II-specific. Bases 1 to 2571 code for a protein of 856 amino acids.